AUGAUACUAUCAACAAUUUUUUUAUUUGUUAUAGUUAUAAAAUGUCUAUCAUUACUUAGUUCUGCUCAACAAAUACCUCAGCAAAAUCCAGUACCAUCAACAAACCAAGAAAAUCUUAAUCCAGGACAAGAAGGUGCUAAAAUUUUCACCGGUCGUGAUAGCAUUUCAGCACAUGUAAACUUAGUACCAUUCGGACCUGAAGCAGGUGAUCAGAAAGUACAUCCAGGAAUGCUUACUUCUGGACAAACAAUUAAUUUGCACAUGUUUUUCCCAUUCUAUGGUGGUUUAUAUAACUAUUCAGUGCUUUCGGUAAAUGGAUACAUUGCAUUUGCAACUGUGUUAGAUCAAGGUCCAACAAUAAACGUUGGUGUAGAAUCAACCAAUUGGCCACAACAACAGGACCCGGCAAUGAUUGCACCAUAUUUAUGCAAACAACAGAUAGUACAAAAUCCAAGUCCAGGACUGAAAACUGGUGUUUAUUAUCGUUUGAUGCUACGACAAUCAUUAUUUGGCCGUGGUAGUAAUAUUAACAUACCAUUUGGUGGUACCAUGGAACAGUCAAGUUUCUUUAGGCAACCAGCUAGUCAAGCUUGUCCAAGUACAUCUGAUUCAUAUGUGCAUUGCGAUCAAAACAGUGAUUAUUUCCUCGACCAAAUGAUGCGAUGGCUUCAAGAAGGAGUUGCUGGUGCAGCAGCAUUUCGUGCAGAUGCAGCAUUUGUAGUUACCUGGUACAAUACAGCAUCCGCUAUUGUUGGUCGUUCUGAUAUUGAUGCUGGUCAGUUAUCUACUUACCAGGCAAUUUGGUUGACUGAUCAGCCUGGUCGAUUAAGUUAUGUUAUUUUGAAUUACGACAAACUUGGAUUUGAUGCUGCUGAUUUCCGGAUGAACUCUAGAAGUGGUCGUUGUCAAGCACUUUUCAAUGGUGGUAAUCAUACUGGUAGCGUACCGGUAGAUCCAACUUUCAUGUACAAAAAUACACCAACAAUAUUGGCACAACGUUCCGGUGUACCACAUAUGGUUCGUGGACGGUACAUGUUUCGUGUCGAUGACGUUGUUCGACCGGCUGGAUGCUCGAAUAAAACUGGUGGUACAUAUCCGAUGUUAAUUUAUCCAAAUAUAGCCAAUAUGUUGGGUGAGACAAGUGUAGAUGUGAAUGCAUUAUGCUUGGAUCGUAGCCAGACGUACGUUUUGAUGAUUGAACAACGCCAAACAGCGUCAUGCACCGUGAUUAAUUCAGCUAUUGCUCGCUGUCAUCUUCCGAAAAUUUAUGAUUGGGGCACGAAAACAGUUUAUUUUCAACCACAGUCCGGAUCUCAUCAAGAAGAUAAAGCAUUCGUCGGAUACAUCUAUUUUGUGCCACCAACGUUAGAUCCAAUGCGUCUAGAUAUCGGCAAUGUAUAUGAAUGGUUUAGAAAUCCGAUAUUAAAAACUGUAAUACCAAUAACAUGGUAUCCGAGAAAUUUUACAAAUCCAGAUCUUGACUACAAAGAUUACAACAUACGAAUAAGCGACAAUCAAUUAUACUCUGUACAACUUGGCUUAUAUGUCAUAGGCUACAGAGAAGCGGCUGAUGAUCAGAUUAAGAAAUUCCGUCCGGAACAUCGAGUUUUGUGCCGAUUAGCAACAUAUACUAAUCGAAAUUCACCUGAUUAUCGCUGGAAACCACAAGAAGAAAAAAUUAAUUUAUAUCAGGUUGAAAAAUGGUAUUUGACAGACUGGGAACGAACAAAUACGCUCUAUUCAUAUCGCUUUGGUUAUCUAAAAUUAGCACCAGUUACUGCCAAUGAAGAUACUUCACAACAUUUAACUCAUUUACCUUCUGGAUUAGUUUCACCACCAAUAUCAAUUCAUUGGUUAUGGACCAUUAAUAACCCACAAUUCGUAUCAUCAACCUAUUCACAACAAGAUGCAGAAAGUAGAAUGCAUUUCGUUUCAACUAAAGCAACUGAAAUAUGCCAUGACUGGUUCGCAGAAGAUGGAGCGCAGUAUAAUUUUAUUCGUGAUACAGAAACUAACGCAUCGUGUCCAUGCGUGGAAAGUCAAGCACGUGUGGAUAUUGGUCGUUUUAUGCCACAUCCUCGUUGCUCUCAGAUAUUUCGUGACAUUACUUGUCAAACGAUGAUUGGUGCAAAAAAUUGCUAUAUGAGUGCUCAAAAUAUUUAUGGUUCAUAUGCUGGUGAAGGUUCGGGAUAUGAAAGCGAAAAAACAGCGCGUUUUCAAACGCAUUAUGGGCAAGUAUGCUGUUACGAUGAAGAGGGCAAAUUAAUGCAAACAUCUUAUCAACCGGUGAUAAAAGUGCCAGGUCUUUCCGUAUUUUAUCACGAUUAUAUGCCGUACUUCUUUUGCUGUAAAUAUGCAAAAUUUCGUUGUCAACUAUUUUACUGGAGGCGGCCAAGUAGCGGAUGCCAACAAUAUCAGCCUCCAGCUGUCGGUGAAGCACUUGGAGCAGUAAGCUUCAAUACUAUUGAUAAUGACAAAUUCAUCUUCAAUGAACCAGGAGUGUUCACAUUUUUGUAUAUCCCAAAAACUGUUACAACACCAGAAGUACGAAUUCAAGUGCGACUGGAGCGCUAUCCAGAUCGUAGAGUUGAUUUCAGCUUACUUGGACGUCAAAUAGGACAAGCAAAUUUAGUGCAACCUACGAAUGCAACUGUUAUUACUGGAAUAGCAAUCGAAGCAACCGGAACCGAUCGAGUGCAUGUGGUUGCUCGUAAAGAUACCCGACGUUUCCGGUAUCGUACAAGCAUUAUUGUUGGCAAUAUACUCCGCUAUUUUGAUGUGAUGAGAAUUCAGCGAUUCAGAGGAGUAAUGGUUUAUGUGAACAAUGUAGAACGAGGUCAACCGGAAAUUUAUGUCGUUCUGGAAGAAGCACAAAUAGGAAUUCGUAUUCGUGAAUCAUAUAAUCUUGACAUUGAUCGUUUAUCAAUGUAUCAAGAAAGUAUGGGUUUACUUGAUAUUGAACUUAGUGUACCUCCACAGUACGGUGUGCGUCCUGACGGUGAUAAGGCUCGAGAGCAAGAUAUGCGUACACGAUAUAAUUUUCCUCGUGUAUCCGGUCUUAUGCGACCAUUUCCAGAUCAAACGUCUGCUUCCUAUUUAUCUGGUCUAAGCUUGAGUGAUGUUAAUGCAGAAGGAAUCCGUCAGCAAAUUAUUUCAAAUUAUCUUAUUCCGGGUACCGGUGAUUCCAGACAAACGAUGGGUACAUUAAAUCAGAAUAUACCAACCGAUAAUAUGUUCACGACUAGUCAGGAUAUUGAUAAGAAAUUCGAAGUAUUUCCUGAAGUUUACAUAAAAAGUGAACCCAUAUAUAAAACUUCUGCAGAAUAUGAAACUGGUAGAUAUCGUUUUGUACCAAUGACAGGCCAAAUGCUUAGCCAACGAUUGCAAACAUGUCGUGAUCUUCAGCUUAGUGAUCGAACAAAUUGGCAACCACUACAAAAUUUAUACGAGCAACAAUACGGUAUUGAUUAUUGUCCGGAUAAUCCCAGCCAAAUAAUUCAAGAAUGUGGUGAUUCUGUGUCAUGCCUUAAUGAUUAUAUGUUAUUUAAUGCUCGAUUGCUUGGAAUGGAAGCACAAAACAAUUGGAAUUCAUUUUCAAAUGAUAGAAUGCAUGCUUCAAGACAUUAUAAUAGUUGUGGACCGAUUAUGAUAGAAUAUCCAGAAUAUUUGAUGAAAACACCGGUGCUAUCAUCCGGUUAUCUGGAAGGUGAUGUGGCACGCUUUGAUUGCUUUCAAACACAUUGGAUUAAAGGCGAUUAUGAAUACAAAUGCGGUAUUGUUGUAGACUACAACGAUCCGCAUAGUUAUCGAUUUGAAUGGAACAAAGGAUCACAACCAUGGUGUCGUUCGCGUGAAAAAGACAAUUUAUUCAAAUGGCUUACUGGAAUAUUUUCAACCAUUGGUAUAAUUAUGGCAAUUGUCUUUAUAUUUUUGUGUUGUUGGACUUUGAAACAGAAAAGGAGACAUCAAGCGGAGGAGAAAAUUUCGUCGCUAUACAAAGUACCAAUUCGAGGUUCCAUGUCUUCGGAAACUAGGCCAUUCACAAAAGCACGAACAGAUUCGAUGUCAAGCGAAACAAAUGGUAUGUACCAUGGUAACGAGCACGACUCGCAGUAUCGUGGAGGACCAAUUGGUGGUACUGUUCCGAUCGUAGUUGAUGGUAGUGGUGGUUAUCGCGGUGAAACAAACGGACAGUACCGUGCUGUCGAUGCUAUUGCACCGUAUCCUGAGCAGUAUCAUGAAUCGGUACCAAAUUUGUCCAGGAGACCAUCGAGUCCAGUUAAGACAACUGUCAUACGGAAUAACAAGACAGUUCCAGCUGGGCCACAGUCGACAUCAUCAACGCCACCAGUACCAGUGCAUUCUAGGAUUAUCGGUGAACAAAAUGGAAGUGAUCAUACCCAACUUUUGGGUCUUAAUACCAGUGUCUGA
Messenger RNA from Brugia malayi, 4431 nucleotides. Its product is annotated as AMOP domain containing protein. Gene Ontology annotation, biological process: cell-matrix adhesion. The transcript is spliced from 30 exons. The record is from RefSeq and is a predicted model, not a curated record. The coding region runs from base 1 to 4431 and encodes 1476 amino acids. NCBI's taxonomy places the organism in Eukaryota, Metazoa, Nematoda, Chromadorea, Rhabditida, Onchocercidae.